Haplochromis burtoni (Burton's mouthbrooder) is the source of this 3867-nucleotide messenger RNA. Its product is annotated as zinc finger protein 658B. Gene Ontology annotation, biological process: regulation of transcription by RNA polymerase II. The record is from RefSeq and is a predicted model, not a curated record. The coding region runs from base 279 to 3239 and encodes 986 amino acids. The transcript is spliced from 4 exons. Gene Ontology annotation, molecular function: DNA-binding transcription factor activity, RNA polymerase II-specific; RNA polymerase II cis-regulatory region sequence-specific DNA binding. NCBI's taxonomy places the organism in Eukaryota, Metazoa, Chordata, Actinopteri, Cichliformes, Cichlidae. Gene Ontology annotation, cellular component: nucleus.
UCGCUCCACAGCGGUGAUCUCACCGCCGAGGACAGGAAAGGUGUCCGUGCAGAUGCCUGUUCAAAACACAGCAGAGGGCAAUAAAUGUUGUGAGGAAUCAUUUGAGUGUCCCGUUUCAAUCUGUAUCCUCCCCGGUGACGUAUUCAUGGAUGAACAGAAACGUAAGCGGCGUGAUCGUGAAAGGUGAUCGGCGGUGAUCGAUUCUGCCCAGGCCCGGUUUCAGCUCCGCCGAGCCUGCAGUUUAUUUUAAAGAAGAGAGCAAAGACACGGACACCAUCAUGAAUGAGGUGGAUUAUCUCCAUCAGCUGAAUGCCGACAGUCUGGCUGAGGAGAAGCCCGAGAUUAAACGGCAGCAGGAUGCUGAAACGAGCCAAAGCGCCGUGUUACCUGAAGAUGUCCGGCAGCUGCUGGUGAUUAAAGAAGUUCCUCAAGAUUGGAGCCCCAGGCGGGACCUGCAAGCCGCCGAGUUCCUCCACAUAAAGCAGGAGCAGGAGGAACCCUGGAGCAGUGAGGAGGGACAGCAGAUCAAUAGGUUGGAGGAGGCAGAUCUCAGCAGGUUACCGUUCACUAUUGUUACUGUGAAGACUGAAGAUGAUGACGAUGAAGAGAAGCCUCAGUGCUCAUAUCGUCAUCAAAGCCAAACAGAAGAAUCCACACAGACAGAGCCGCCUAUCGGCUGCUUAGCUAAACAGAUCAAGACGGAAAUUGAGGAAGAUGCAUAUGGACGACUGGAAUCAGUCUGGAGCCCAGAUCUAAAUUGUCAUUUAUUAGUAAAUAAUAAGAAAAAGACUUUAGACUCUUCCGAGACUGAAGUCAGUUAUGAAGAUGAGGAGGAGGAGGAGGAUGUUUGGCAGGAACCUCUGUCAGAUUCUGGACCUGAAACUGAAGUGGGUGGUAUAGCGUGGAAGGAGAGUGUUGCAACUGAGCCUCAGUUUGUCAGUGAUGUUUGCGUUAAAACAUUUACACAACCGGAAUCUCAGAAGCGACAACGCCGAGGAGAGAAAUCACUGGCUUGUGCUGUUUGCGGUAAAACCUUCAGCUGCAAUACACAUCUUAAGAGACACAUGACCGUCCACACGGGAGAGAAACCCUUUAGCUGUGAAGCUUGUGGAAAAAGAUUUGGACUUGAGUUUACUCUUAAAACGCACAUGAGAGUCCACACAGGAGAGAAGCCAUUUGGUUGUGAAGACUGUGGAAAAACAUUUAGUCGUAACACUCAUCUUAAGAAUCACAUGCGAGUACACACACAGGAGAAACCAUUUAGUUGUGAUUCUUGUGGAAAGACAUUUAAAUUUAAGUAUAGUUUUAAAGUACACAUGAGGGUCCACACAGGCGAGAGACCUUUUGGCUGUAGUGUUUGUGGUAAAGGGUUUACAGAACAUGAAGGUCUGAAAAGACACAUGAGAAUCCACACAGGGGAGAAACCAUUUGGUUGUGAUAUAUGUGGGAAAAGAUUUGGACACCAGAAUGCUCUUAAAAGACACACCAGCGUCCACACAGGUGAGAAACCGUUUGGAUGCGAUAUAUGUGGAAAACGAUUUAACCGCAGCACACGAUUUAAGGAGCACUUAAGAGGCCACACAGGAGAGAAACUGUUCGGCUGUGACGAGUGUGGGAAAACAUUUAGUUCCAAUACACGACUUAAGAGACACAUGAGCAUCCACAGGAGAGACAAACAGUUUUUGUGUGGCGUUUGUGGUGAAAAAUGUUCAACAUCUGAACAGCUGAAGCAGCAUGAAAGUUCGCACAUGUUACUGCAGAUAGAUACUGUAACAAAGUGUGAAUACACGGCCAUCGAUCUUCUGACCGAGUCGCCUGGUUCAAUUCAAACGAGCUUACAGUUGAUUUUAAAGACGAGAACAAUGAAUGAAGCGGAUUAUCGUCAACGCAACGGCAUCGAGAGUCAGCCUUAUGAACGAAAGCCGCGGAUCAAACCGCAUCAGCUGCAGGAUGCUGAUCUCAACCAAACUACCGAGUUUCAUGCUGAUGUCCAACAGCUGUUGGUGAUUAAAGAAGAGGUUCCCCCAGAAUGGAGCCCCUCUGAUGACCAGUGGUCCCAAGAGCCCCUGCGCAUAAAGGAGGAGCGUGAGGAACUGUGCACCACUCAAACAGCAGAACACUUUAAAGGGCUGGAGGAUGCUGAUACCAGCAGGCUCCCGUUCACUGCUGCUCCUGUGAAGAGUGAAGAUGGUGAAGAGAAACCUAAUUCUUCAGAGCUUUACUGUCAUCAAACAAGUAAACAAAUAAAAACUGAGACUGAUGGAGACGACUGUGGAGGACCAGAAUCAGCCAGAAACCUUGAUACAAAAAGUACUUUACAACCUAAUGAAGUGGAAAAUGAUUCGGACUCCUCUGAGACUGAACUCAGUAACGAUGGUGAUGAAUGGCAGGGACCUUUGUCAGAUUUUAGACCUGAAACUGAAGACAGUGACAAGGACUGGGAGGCAAGCAGGUCACCUGAGUCAGGUGUAAAUUGUCACGUGAGAUGUGACACUACCAAAAAACCCUUUAGCUGCUCUGAGUGUGGAAAACGUUUUCUCCACAGGCAGUCUCUCCACAGACACAUGAGAAUCCACACUGGAGAGAAACCUUUUUGUUGUGCUGUUUGUGGCGAGAAAUUUAGCAGGAAGACACAUUUUAAGACGCACAUGAGAGUUCACACAGGCGAAAAACCCUUUGAUUGUGGUUUUUGUGGUAAAAGGUUCAGCCAGAAGUCAAAUUUUAAGGAACACUUACGAGUCCACACAGGAGAGACUCCAUUUGGCUGUGAUGCUUGUGGGAAAAGAUUUAGAGUUAAUUUUACUCUUAAAAGACACAUGCGAGUCCACACAGGAGAAAAACCGUUUGUUUGUGUUGACUGUGGCAAGACUUUCAGUUCCAAUACGCACCUUAAGACACACACGAGAGUCCACACGGGAGAGAAACCAUUUAGCUGUGGUGUUUGCGGCGAGAGAUUUGCACAGCAAGGGGUUCUGAAGAGUCACACACGAGUUCACACAGGAGAGAAGCCUUUCGGUUGUGGUCUGUGUGGAAAGAGAUUUAGACAGCAGAAUACUCUCAAGAGACACAUGAGCGUCCACACGGGAGAGAAGCCGUUCUCCUGUGGCGUCUGCGGCGAAAGAUAUACCAGACAGGGAAGUUUGAAGAGACACAUGAGUGUACACACAACUGCAGCUUCAACAACUGAAUCACAUGCCUGUCAUUUUGUGCCUGAACAUCUCGAACCUUUUGGGUUAUAGACACUUGACUUCUGUAGCUGUUUUCUGGCCUUUGAUGGACCGGGCGCCUUUCAGUCUGUCUCACUGAUUUUUGAUCGAAUGUAUAAACACUACAUGACAAUCUGUCUGCUGGCUGUGCUAAAUAUGAAGAACUAAUUCUACUGAACAGUAAUCUAAAGUUUUUAUUACACACUUCUCAUUACUAAUGCAUUAUAAAGUAAUACCGCACAAAACCUAAAAAAAAAAAAAGGACAUGCAGAAAUGAUUAUUUUUAGUAGAUAUUUUGAAGUAUUUGCCCAAAACAAUGAAAAGUAGGUGACUGACAGCCUGUAGAGCACUUCACAGAUGAUGUUCUUGUGACUAGUAUUUCUGAUUUGUAGUUUGCUCUUCAUGUGUAAAAUAUGCUGCUCUGUUGCCAGUAGACCUGUCUGUCUGUGCCUGGUGAUAUGCUGCAAACACUGCCCUCUAUAUGUAAAAGUCCUCGUAGCUAGACUGGGCUGACUUAUUGAUCCUGAUUGCAAAUGUUAGUUAAAUAAAUCCUGAAUAUGCUGAGUUUUUUUUCCUCAUAGUGCAGGCCUCUGGAAUUUCAGUCUUGUUGCUUCCUUCACAAUUAACUGUAUUAAAGAUGGAAUAAAAACUGUUUCUUCCA